AUGGACUUGUGGAACUGGGAUGAAGCAUCACCACAGGAAGUGCCUCGGGGGGCCGAGCUGUCAGGGCCAGGAGGGAGCGAAUUCCGCCUCUAUUUUCCUGAACUGGCUCUGGAAGGGGACAUGCUGACAGAAGAGACCUGCUGGAAAGCAAUCGUGUCCCUUGCAGAGUAUUCGCAGCUGAACUGGAGGAGCCCCGCGUUGCCGCACCCAGAAGCUCUAUGGGGAGCUGAGCCCGCCCCUGGCCCUCAGGCUCUGCAGUGGUCGGGAGACUGGACAGAUCUGGCGUGCACAGCCUCGGACCCUUGGAGCCCCGCUUCCCAGACCCUGGGCCCCGCCCCUUUGGCCGGUUCUGAAGGGCCUGCAGGCCAGACUUGUGCCACCCCGGCAGGAGAGGCCACCCUGGCAGGAGAGGCCACCCUGUGGCCCUACACCCAGGCCGCCGGGACCACCGCCAGCUGGGACUCCCCCGACAGUGCCUACUGGGGCAAUGGCUUGGGCUGGGAACAGCGCGCGGACUGCACUAUUUCAAGGAGCGGGCCUGGGGGGUCGGACUCUACCACCCCCUGGAACACCGGGCAGCGGAGAGAUGGCACCACCUCCUCAAGAGGGUACCAGAAUCCAGCUCGCACCACUUCCUCGGAACUGAGGCAGCAGUCGGACCGUACCACUUUGGAUCGUUUCCCCAAAACGAAUAACCACAGAGGUCCCAUUCAGCUGUGGCAGUUCCUCCUGGAGUUGCUCCACGACGGGGCGCGUAGCAGCUGCAUCCGCUGGACGGGCAACAGCCGCGAGUUCCAGCUGUGCGACCCCAAGGAGGUGGCUCGGCUGUGGGGAGAACGCAAGAGGAAGCCGGGCAUGAAUUACGAGAAGCUGAGCCGAGGCCUGCGCUACUACUACCGUCGCGACAUCGUGCGCAAGAGCGGGGGGCGCAAGUACACGUACCGCUUCGGAGGCCACGUGCCCGGCCUAGGAGGCGGACAGGGAGCAGAGACCCAAUAAAAACAUCCUUGCA
Messenger RNA from Tupaia belangeri chinensis (Chinese tree shrew), 1012 nucleotides. It is a transcript of the gene ETV2, whose product is annotated as ETS variant transcription factor 2. Bases 1 to 999 code for a protein of 332 amino acids. Gene Ontology annotation, molecular function: sequence-specific DNA binding; DNA-binding transcription factor activity, RNA polymerase II-specific. Gene Ontology annotation, biological process: regulation of transcription by RNA polymerase II; cell differentiation. Gene Ontology annotation, cellular component: nucleus. The transcript has 6 exons. NCBI's taxonomy places the organism in Eukaryota, Metazoa, Chordata, Mammalia, Scandentia, Tupaiidae. The record is from RefSeq and is a predicted model, not a curated record.